Messenger RNA from Coprinopsis cinerea okayama7#130, 2016 nucleotides. RefSeq lists its product as hypothetical. NCBI's taxonomy places the organism in Eukaryota, Fungi, Basidiomycota, Agaricomycetes, Agaricales, Psathyrellaceae. Gene Ontology annotation, cellular component: nucleus. The transcript has 2 exons. The coding region runs from base 1 to 2016 and encodes 671 amino acids. The record is from RefSeq and is a predicted model, not a curated record. Gene Ontology annotation, biological process: regulation of transcription by RNA polymerase II. Gene Ontology annotation, molecular function: DNA-binding transcription factor activity, RNA polymerase II-specific; RNA polymerase II cis-regulatory region sequence-specific DNA binding.
AUGCCCGCCCUCCGCAGCGGCCACCCCGCCAUGCUCCCUCGCAAUCGCCGGCGGUCAUCCCAUCUCGCCCUGUUCACCCCCGCCAAACCUGGCGUUUACGGCGUCGGGAUCCAGCAACCCGCCCCACAGUCAUCCCAGCAAACAUCGCCAUCCUCGCUCACCGGGCUUCCCCCCAGACCGAUAAGCUUUGCUCCCAAUGUGACGCCGGGUACCUUUGUCGAGUCUGAGGACUCCUCGCCGACCACGCCCGAACCCCUCUCGCCGAACUCGCAGCCGAAGUUGUUCCCGCCGUCCGAAACUCCGGCCCCGCCGCCUGCUCGCAAACGGUGUCCUCCAGGGAAGAGGCGGAGCCAGGGAUAUAUUCCCAGGCCGCCCAACGCCUUCAUGUUGUUCAGAGCGGACUUUGUGCGCCAGAAACACGUACCUGGGUCUAUUGAGACUAAUCAUGGCAGCCUAAGCAAAAUUAUCGGAAACUGCUGGAGAUCGCUACCGUUGGAAGAGAAGAAGGUUUGGGAGCAAAAGGCGAAGCAAGAAAAAGCCGCCCAUAAGAUCCAGUACCCCAACUACCGCUUCCGACCUGUCCACAACAAAAAGAAGAAGCAGGCUGAGGCUGCUGCACGGGCACAGUCUAGCGAUCCGGAGAAGCGCAAGCAGGAUGUUUCGCCAGAGGAGGAAAUCCGGUGCGAGGAGGUUACUCAGCUUCUGUUGGAAGGAAAGAAGGGUGAGGAUCUGGCUAGGGCUGUUCGCCAGUUGGAGGAGUUGCGGAAGCAGCGAAUUCGAGAGAUGCAGAAGCUCAAGGGGCAGAGCCAGACGCCGGGACCUUUUCCUUCGAACCUCACGAUGCCUCAGAGGAACAUCGCGUUCCCUGGCGGUAUCAUGACCGCUCCCCAGCCCACAUACCCCCCGGGUUCCUUGCUUUCUGGUAACAGCAACGGUUCAUUCUUCCCUGGCGACAACGCUGCUGCCGGAAGCUAUCUCCACCUUCGUCGAUCAUCGUCAGUUCCCCUCCCCGGCGCUUACAACGGCGGCUUCGACUUCAACAACUUCAACUUUGGCGGCGGUCCUAUGGACUUCUAUAUGCCUCCUCCAUCGUAUCCCGAGUCCCAACAGCAGCACCAACAAGACCAGCCCAUGGGCGACUCGAGUGCUGGAAUCGCUCUCCCCAGCGUCCCAUUCCUGCCACCUCCGAGCUCAUCGGGUAUCGCCGGGAUCGCCAACUCAUCGUUGGACAGCCAAGGCCCGGUGGACGACUCGAACAUCAACCUGAACGUCGCAUCGAUCUCCAAGCAUCAGCAACGAAUGCUCCUCGGUCACCGUCGAAGCUCCAGUGCCGGUCCCGCGUUCGGUGGAAUGCAACGAAACUGGACCGCACCGUUCGACAACAACAACUUCGGAUACGGCUACUUCAACGGCAUCCCAGGCUCGGCUAUGGAGGGCGAUUACCAGUCGGGCAACAUCGUACUGCAACGCGAUGACUCUCCUCUCCCAGAAGCCGACCUCAGCUUGUUCGACCCCAACUUCUUCAACGCGACGCAGAACACAUCUGCCCCUGUCCCGGCUCCUGAAGAUCCCAACGCCCCUCGCAGUAAUGCUGGAACCACCAACACCACCCCGAAUGGCGCCUUCAACGUUACCGAGUUGAUGCACGGCCUUCCUCCCACCCUCGGUCCUCUCGAUACCACCGGCAUCCAAUCUGGCGUCAGCCCUCACGACAUGGUUUCCCCCGCCGAUUCUUACUGGUCCAACGACAACAACGCGAACAUGUUCCAGGCUCAAUCCCAGCAACAAGGACUCGGUCUCGAAAUCGGCCCUACGGAUGUUCCCCCAGACUCCACGGUGCCCAACGCGACCACCUCGGGGCCAACGUUCGACCAGAUGUAUCUCGCCGAGCAGGAUCAACAACGAGCUAUGGAUAUGAACUACGGCAAUACCGGUGCUUACCCUGACGCCAACUCGUACAACUAUGGUCCUCUCGACAUGGGCGUGCACGGCGGCGUGCAGUACGUGGAAUGCUAG